Messenger RNA from Entrophospora candida, 915 nucleotides. The record is from the annotation of a GenBank genome assembly. Lineage: Eukaryota; Fungi; Glomeromycota; Glomeromycetes; Entrophosporales; Entrophosporaceae.
AUGUCUUCAGAUGAAACUUCAAAAGAAAAUAGUAUAGUAGAUUCGGCGACUACUAAUAAAGUCGACACUUCUACUACUAAUAGUAGUAGUGCCAGUCCUCCUCAUAUUUUCAAUUUACAUUUAGUUGAUAUAGAUAAAGAAAUAAUAGGUUCUUGGAAGGAUGAAUUAUCAAAACUUCCAACAAAGCAUCACUCAACUGAUACAACAACAUCUUGUUUAAAAGUUCAUAUUUAUGAAAACACUUUUCAAUCAGUUCUAAAAUCCAAUAGUGAUAUUCAAUGUUUAGUCUCACCUGCAAAUAGUUUUGGCUUAAUGGAUGGUGGUAUUGAUUAUUACAUUUCAGAAUAUUAUGGUGGUGUUGAUAAGCUUAUACCAGUUGUACAAAAAAGAAUUGAAAGAAAUUGGUGUGGUGAACAAAAUGUGGGUAGUUGUUUGUUGGUUGAUGUUAGAGAUUUGGUUAAUAGAUUAAAAAAAAAGGAAAAUGUACAAAAAAAUUAUCCUAGUUAUAUUGCACAUUGUCCAACAAUGAGAACACCAAAAAAAUUAAAAUCUGAAGAUGAUAUUGUUUAUAGAUGUACAUGGGCAAUGUUAACAUCCAUUAGAAAACAUAAUCUGAAAAUAUUAGAAUCAAAUAAUGGUAGUAAAAAGCAACAUGAACGUAUAAAUAAUGUUCUUUGUGCAGGCUUUGGUACAGGAGUUGGCAGAGUCCCUGCAAAACAUUGUGCAAAACAAAUGUUUUUAGCAGUACAAAAUUUCAAUGAAUGUCCUGCUAAUAAUAAUGUUUUUGGUGAUGAUGGUAAUGAUGAAUCAAUAACAAUGAAAAAUGAGGGAAACGAUUGGUUGGUGGAAUGGUCUUAUGCAAGAAAAAUUGAAAGUUCUGUGCAAUCUUUACUUCGGAAGGAAGAUUUUUUUUAG